This is a messenger RNA of Staurois parvus, 377 nucleotides long. The record is from the annotation of a GenBank genome assembly. Lineage: Eukaryota; Metazoa; Chordata; Amphibia; Anura; Ranidae.
GCCCCAUCAUUGGUGUCAGUGGGAGGAAUAGUGCCCCAUCAUUGGUGUCAGUGGGAGGAAUCGUGCCCCAUCAUUGGUGUCAGUGGGAGGAAUCGUGCCCCAUCAUUGGUGUCAUGGGGGGAAUCGUUCCCCAUCAUUGGUGUCAGUGGGAGGAAUAGUGCCCCAUCAUUGGUGUCAGUGGGAGGAAUAGUGCCCCAUCAUUGGUAUCAGUGGCAGGAAUAGUGCCCCAUCAUUGGUAUCAGUGGCGGGAAUUGUGCCCCAUCAUUGGUGUCAGUGGGAGGAAUCGUGCCCCAUCAUUGGUGUCAGUGGGAGGAAUAGUGUCCCAACAUUGGUGUUAGUGGGAGGAAUAGUAUCCCAUCAUUGGUGUCAGUGGGGGG